Messenger RNA from Plodia interpunctella (Indianmeal moth), 1359 nucleotides. RefSeq names its product Esa1-associated factor 6 (gene Eaf6). NCBI's taxonomy places the organism in Eukaryota, Metazoa, Arthropoda, Insecta, Lepidoptera, Pyralidae. Bases 168 to 986 code for a protein of 272 amino acids. Gene Ontology annotation, cellular component: NuA4 histone acetyltransferase complex. The record is from RefSeq and is a predicted model, not a curated record. The transcript is spliced from 4 exons.
ACUGACUUUACGUGCGUGCAAUGCAAAUUAAGCAAAUAUCCAUCUAGCAGUACAUAGUGAGUCGAUGGAGUGUCUGCCUCAUUAAUUAUUUAUCGUAUUGUUUGUUGAACUAUAAUACCAAAGUUAUUUAGGGUUAUGGAAGCUUGAAGUAAUUAGCAGUUGUCGAGAUGGUUAUUUCACCUCAAAGCCCCGCUAGUGACUCCCAAACUGUGCAAGCAAGAAAAUCCAACAUGGCGUCCAAACAAACUUCAGUCGCAGAUACUAGAGCUGAAUUAGCAGAAUUAGUGAGAAAAAAAACCGAAGUAGCUGAAACACUGGCAAAUCUAGAGCGCCAAAUUUAUGCCUUUGAAGGAUCAUAUUUGGAAGAUACACAACUUUAUGGAAAUAUUAUACGUGGUUGGGAUAGAUAUCUCAACACAAACAAAAGUACCAAUUCGAAGGCAGACAAACGAAACAGAAAAUUCAAAGAAGCUGAAAGAUUAUUUUCAAAGUCUUCUAUUACAUCCAUGGCAGCUGUCAGUGGUCUUGUUGAUCCAGCAGAAGCAAAAAAUGAUAGAAAUAGUGAAACAGAGUCCCAAACAAAUGAAGAUUCAUCAGAUACCCAGAUAAGCUCUGGAUUAAAUAUUGGAGCUUUGAACCAUACUACUAUUCAUGGCUCCUCAGAAAGUAUAGCUUCAAAGCCAUCUGGUAAACAGCACACAAAUGGGAUUGACAAAGUGAUAAGUCAUGCUCAGAUGAAACAAAAUGCCACUCAGAAGAUUGUAGCAUCAUCUGGAUUAUUGCAAAAGCCAUUUGGCAGUGAAAACAAAAUGUUAUCAGCAGUUGGACUAGACAGUCGACCUGGCACACCUAAAGAUAAAGAUUCUGUUAUGGGUCUAAUAAACAAAGGUGAUACAACACCUAAUGCUUUGAAACACAAACUAGUUAAUAGCAAUGGCAACAGUAGUGUAAAGAAGAAUAACAAUAAAAAAGCAAGACAUAGAUAAGAUAUUUGUUUGAUUUUUGUUGGAUUUCAGUGUCACAUUAAGAUGUUAGUAUUGGACAUACACUAGAGAUAUGCUGUAAAGUGAUUUUGUAGAACACUUUUGUAAUACUACUCAGUUUCACAUUAUAUGGAACUAGAUAUUUGGCCAAAUUAUUUUGUUUACCAAUUCUUUGUUUUGUCAGAAUAAAGGUAUAAAAAAGCAAUUUGUUAAACAGAUAAUUAAUGAUGCUCUGUAGUUCUGCUCUAAUGAAAACUUAGUAUUUUAGUGACUUGUAAAACCUAACACAUUCACUACUAAUAAAAACAUGAGUGUUGUUUGACCAUGAACAAAAAUUACUGACAACAUUUUAAUCAUCUGGUAAUUAAAUGCUUUA